AUGAAUCAGCGUUACUCCGAGGCCUUUACUCUGGUGCUCGACCGAUUUGGAGAUCCUGUGGUUCUGGAUCCAAACACUUUACACCCAGAUCUCAUCCUGUCUGAGGAUCUGACCAGAAGGGGUCAGAAUCUUCCCAACAACCCAGAGAGGAUUUAUAAAUAUGGGGCGGUCCUUGGCUCUGGAAUGUUUGAAUCAGGACACCACUGCUGGGAAGUGUUGGACUGUGAGUUUGUGGAGGAGUUGAUGCCCUUGCCACCGAAGAUUCCAGAGAGCCUAGCUGAAGAUGGAGAGACGUUUACCUUGUUCUGUGUGGAUGACCUGGAGCCAGUGUGCAGUCAGUGUGGACUGACUGAGACCCACGAGGGGCACAGAGUCUACCCCAUAACGGAGGCUGUACCUGACUGUAAGGGGGAGCUGAACUCUUCACUGGGGAAGCUGCUCGGGAAGAGCAGGAGGUUUGAGAAGGUUACACGGAUCUUUGAACACGCCUCCCAACACAACCAGAGCCAUGCCCAGCAGACAGAGAGACAGAUAAAGGAGGAGUUUGAGAAGCUGCACCAGUUCCUGAGAGAGGAGGAGGAGGCCAGGCUAGCCAGGGUGAGGGAGGAAGAGGAGGAGAGGAAUAGAGUGAUGAAGGAGAAGAGAGAGAGAGUGGGAAAAACGAUGGAGCUGCUGGCUAAAACCAUCCGAGAGAUUGAGGAAGAGAUGAAGGAAGACAGGGAUGACAUCGCCUUUCUGCAGAAUUACCAGGAGACAGUAAAGAG
Oncorhynchus tshawytscha (Chinook salmon) is the source of this 764-nucleotide messenger RNA. RefSeq names its product E3 ubiquitin-protein ligase TRIM11-like. The annotation marks the transcript as partial. Gene Ontology annotation, molecular function: zinc ion binding. The transcript is spliced from 6 exons. Lineage: Eukaryota; Metazoa; Chordata; Actinopteri; Salmoniformes; Salmonidae. The record is from RefSeq and is a predicted model, not a curated record.